CACUGCUCUUCAUGAGAGACUCUUAGCUCAGCGUUUUGAAAUGUUGACGUGUUGAAAGAGAUCAGUACUGAUCUCCCUCUAGCCACGAUUUCAAAACAUACUAGCUGUAUGUACUUAUUAUCCGUCUGUAUACAUUAUUAUUCAAGUUAGACGUGUAUUAGCUAUCAAAGACAAGCGUGUCAGAGUGGAUUUACAGCAGAAAACACCGGCUUCCCGAUAUGAACCAACGGUCCGCCAUUUAUACUGUGUUCAUCGGCUUCAACCUCCGUCUCUGAGCGCUCGGAUACGCUGGUAAAUUAGUUAAAACGCUUUAAAAGCAUGGAUUCACAGGCAGGUCUUACCUCUACACCAGCUGAGAUAGAAAACGCAGCCUGUUUCGUCUUCAUUCUGUCCAGACUUCAGGAAGUGAUUACUGCUCUUCCAGAGGAAUGGCGACCGGGUCCCACUUUCUACGGAGUCCCCUGGGAGCCGGUGCUCGUCACAGUGGUUGUCGGGGCCCUCACGAUACUGAUGUUCUUCUGGAGGACGGUGCUCGCUAUCAAAGGGAAAACCUAUCAAUUAACAGAAAAGCAGCUCAGAGACAAGAUCCAGCAGCUUCUCAGUGAGAAAUCUGAUGCUGUUAACAAGAUCACAGAAUUAAAUGACAUGAUAAAACAACGUGAAGAACAGCUGAAAAACUCUGCGAAAUCACUGAGUUCCAGCCAACAAGAAAUGAAAGGGCUGAAGAAUCAUCAGCAGAAACUGCAGAGUCAGUGGGAGGAGAUGUCUGGGAGUGUUUCACAGCUCAACCAAAAAAUCGUGGACACACAGGAGGAAAAUACAAAUCUAAAUGAUAAGAUUGCCAAAAUGCACCAGAGAAUCGAGAAAUACCAGAAAACACUGAAGAACUACGACGAGGAGCGUGCAAAGGUUCAUGUCCUCAUGGAUGAAGCUAAACUCAGAGAAGAUGCUCUGAAGGCUCAGGUUCUGUCCUUUGAGAAGGAAAACGGCGCUUUAAAGGAGCAGAAGAAAUCUCUCCUUCGAGAUGCUAAAGACUGGCAGGAGAAGCACAAGAAACUGAGCGAGGAGAUCAGGGUUUAUCACAAAUCCCAGAAAGAGCUGGAGGACUCUCUGUUGCACAAGGAAAAUGAGAUUGAUGUUUUGUCCAGCUGUAUUGCAGAGCUCAACCGUCUGGGAGCCGGUGAUUUUUCUGAACUACACAAAGACGAUGCUAAAAUGUCUAAUGGAGAAGAUGCCGAGAAAAAGAUGGACAUCUCGAGAGUGCGAAUCAAACAGAUGAUGGACGUCUCCAGGAUUAAAGCAACUCUCAGUGUUGUUGAAGACGAGAGGAAUCGCUUCAUGGAAAGUUUCCUCGCCGAACAGAAAUCCAGACAGGAGCUGGAGGAGCAAUACCAGAAGGUCAUGCACGACCAGAUGAAUCUGAACAAUGAAAAAACGCACCUGGAGAACCAGUUCAAGAGCCUGCAGCAGAGACUCGAAAUCACCACCGAACUCUACCAGCAGAAAGAAAACGCCCUGCAACAGAAAUUGACUCAGGAGGAGCUGGAGAGACGCGAGAAGGAGACGAAGCUGACGGAGGUGGACAGUAAAGCGCUGCGGUCGGAGGAGGAGCUGAGAGCUCUUAAACAGAAGAUCAAGGACAUCGAGGAGGAGAUGCAGCAGAACGAACGCUCUCUGAAGUCUGAGGUGGCAGUCCAGGAGAAGAAAGCCCAUGAGAACUGGUUGAAAGCGCGCGCCUCAGAACGAGCUCUGGUGGAGGAACGGAGAGAGUUGGCCAACCUUCGUCAGAAGCUUGUGGAGUACAGAGAUAAAAUCUCAGACAUGGAGCAAAGCUUGUUCAAACACAACUCUGGACCCACGGAUCGCCACAUGCCGCCACCGCGGAGAGGUGAUUCGUACGGGCCGUCUCCUGUGAGCGGGGGGGCUCCCUCUCCUCCUCUGAUGAUAGAGGGUCCCGGACGCCCCCCCUCCGCACCUGCAGGGCGACGGGGCGAACCGUUCGGUCCACGACCCCCGUCUGACCCUCACGGACGCUUCUCAGACCUCGGACACCCGCUGCCAUCCCGACCAGAAAUGUUUCCUCCGAUGACAUCAUCACCAUGCGCACAUGAUGGACCAAUGCAGACCGCACCGGUCACAGAGACGGCCGAGCAGGUCUCGUCUGAGCCCGUAGAGCCCCUCUCCAAGUCUCAGAGUCAGGGAUCUUUCCUGCCGUCUCCUAUCCGGGAUUCUCCGGUUCCGCCACCCAAGUCUUACGGACCCCCGAUCAUGCCGCUCAAUGGGCCGCCGCCGCCAAUGAUGAUCCGACCGCCCAAUGGCCACCUUCCCAUGAUGCCCCCUGAGCCUCGCUUCAGACCGCCACACAUGGAUUCUUACGGCCCUCCUCCGAUUGGCCCAUAUGGAGCUGUACCGCCACCAUUUGUACGAGGCCCACCGUUGAGACCCCUGCCUCCACAUCCACUCGGACCGCGCGAUAUCCUGCCCGAAUUUUUCGGACCUCGAGGUCCCUUUCCUCCCGGAUCAAUGAUUCCUCCUCCAUACGCAGGACGUGGUUUCCCGGGACCCGCUCCGCCGAUUCCUCACGGCUCCAGAGACGGUGACGGGAACGCCACACCAGCCAACGUCCCGUCGACGGACGGCUCCGAUCAGAACGCCAGCGGAUCCACAAUGGCUGAGCCUUGAGAGUAGUGUUGUCAUAAGUACAGACUUCGGUACCAAGUCGAUAGCGGGAGCAUCUGAUUGGCCGUUGUGUUCACGAGCUCAUCGGAUAUGUCUGUGAUUGGCUACAGUGAUCAACACACCGAAGCGUUUGAAAGCACAACCAGGAUUGAUCCGCUGAUAGGCACUCGUUUCUAAUGCUCGCAUGUGUAAAUGUUCGCUAAAGAGCGCCAUUGAUGUAUAUUUACAUAUUUUUGAAGCGCUAAUAAUUGUAGCCAAUCACAGACAUAUUUGAUGAGCGCGUAAACAAAAUGGCCAAUCAGAGGUGUUUACGAUUCUGCUCAACAGCGCAAGUCGUUACUUUUGACAACACUUGAGUGAACAAGCCGUUUUGUCAGCUCGACUUUGUGCGGUCUUGAUUCUUUUCGAUAUUUAAGCAUCGAAAUGCCACAUCUGGUCUGGGUGGGAAGAUAAACUCAAGUUUGAUUUUGUGCUUAAUUUUGUUUCAAGAACACAUUUGUGACGGAAAUUAUGAGGGUUUUGAUUUUAUAUACAUUAGCAAACCUUUCCUAUGGAAAUAGUUUUGAUUUAAUAUACGUUUAAUUUUCUUUUUCCGGUGGUUCAAAUUAUUAUACCUACCACUCACCCAGUGCUGAUGCAUAUUGGGAUAUCAAACAAAAUAUUUCGGCACGUGAGACAAACCUGUAAUGAAGCCAUUUCCUCAUGCCUUUAAUGUGAGAGGACUCUGAAUUUUUAUGCCUUUUUCAACAUUUUUGAAUGCACGUUAUUUUCCCGUAUUACUGUCCGGUCGCUUUUAGUCAUGAUUCGCGAGCUCACCUGUUUGUUUUAACUUUGAUUUUGUCGUGCGUCUGCUCUUAUGAUUUCUUUUCCUAACGGAAAGGCACAUAUGAUGUCAUAUUGACAAAGUAUUUAUACAUUUCUUUCAGCUGCGUAUACAAAUAAAAUAUUCUCAUAAAAUCAGACGUCCCUAGUGUGCUCUGAUGAACUUCUGAGUUUUCAUACAGCCAAAUGUAUUAAUGAGUGUUGGACUGUAAUGUUUGUGUAGAGAUAAAAAUCAUCUCACGGUCGCGAUGCUUUUUAAUAAUGAAACGUGAGCAGAAUUAAUUUGCGUGCAACAAAAGAUUUGAAUUGUUCUUAUGUAAAUUGCUGCAUUGAAUUCAAUGUCUGUUUGCAUAAAAUUGUAAAAAUAUUUCUCAUUCAAUUCACGCAGGAAUGAUUUUACGAGGAAACGAUUCACUGGAUUGCAAUAAUUUACAUAGUUGUUUUUAUGAACCAUUUACUCUCAUCUUGUUUAAUUCACAGAAUGGUGUUACACCAGAAGUGCACAGAAAAUCAUUCUGUCAUGUUUCAUGAACGAGGCCCGUGAAUGAUGUUCUCUUGGGUUUUUUGAUGCAAUGCUCUUGGAAACAAAAAUACUCCAGUCCUCAAAAUCCAUAACUUUUUUUUUUUUUUUUUUGUGGCAUAUACUGUUUUGUUGAUAUUAGAGUAAAUUAUUUUAGUACGUGUGUUAAGAGGAUGCAUCUAAGAGUGUCUGCAUCAUGUGUUGAAAUCUUAGGAAGAAACGGUUUUAAAAAUAAGUGGCAUUGAUUUCGUGGGAAUGAGUGAUUUGAAUAAAGCUGCUUUUUCCUGUA
This is a messenger RNA of Pimephales promelas (fathead minnow), 4310 nucleotides long. The record is from RefSeq and is a predicted model, not a curated record. Lineage: Eukaryota; Metazoa; Chordata; Actinopteri; Cypriniformes; Leuciscidae.